UCUGUCCAUUGUUGGAAGUUUAGUAUAUAAGAAGUAAAUGCAACAUUAACCAAAAUACUAAGCGUUCAGAGAAACAUAAUUCUAUUUCUGAGGACACGCAGGCCCAAAAUGUGGUUGCUUUUAACAGUGGCAAGUUUGCUAUCUGCACUUGGAACUACAUAUGGUCUCUUUGGAAAAUUACAUCCUGAGAGCCCUGAAGUAACUAUGAAUAUUAGUCAGAUGAUUUCUUACUGGGGAUACCCAAGUGAGAAAUAUGAAGUUGUGACUGAAGACGGUUAUAUCCUUGGGGUAUACAGAAUUCCUUAUGGGAAGAAAAAUUCGGAAAAUAAAGGCCAGAGACCGGUUGUGUUUUUGCAGCAUGGCUUGCUCACAUCAGCCACAAACUGGAUUUCAAACCUUCCCAACAACAGCCUGGGCUUCAUUCUGGCAGAUGCUGGUUAUGACGUGUGGUUGGGGAACAGCAGAGGAAACACCUGGGCCAGGAGAAAUUUGUAUUAUUCACCAGACUCAGUUGAAUUCUGGGCUUUCAGUUUUGAUGAAAUGGCUAAAUAUGACCUUCCAGCCACAAUUGACUUCAUUGUAAAGAAAACCGGACAGAAGAAGAUAAACUAUGUGGGCCAUUCCCAGGGCACGACCAUUGGUUUUAUUGCCUUUUCUACCAAACCCAAGCUGGCUGAAAGAAUCAAAACCUUUUAUGCAUUAGCUCCAGUUGCCACUGUGAAGUAUACAAAAAGCCUUUUAAACAAACUUGCACUUAUUCCUUCAUUCCUUUUCAAGAUUAUAUUUGGUGACAAAAUAUUCUAUCCGCAUAACUUCUUUGAUCAAUUUCUUGCUACUGAAGUGUGCUCCCGUCAGACACUGGAUGUCAUUUGCAGCAAUGCCUUGUUUAUCAUUUGUGGAUUUGACAAUAAGAACUUGAACGUGAGUCGCUUGGAUGUGUAUAUAUCACACAAUCCAGCAGGAACUUCUGUUCAAAACAUCCUUCACUGGAGUCAGGCUGUCAAUUCUGGGAAAUUCCAAGCUUUUGAAUGGGGAAACCCAGUUCAGAACAUGAUGCACUAUAAUCAGCCCACACCCCCGUACUACAAUGUGACAGCCAUGAAUGUGCCAAUUGCAGUGUGGAAUGGUGGCAAUGACUGGCUGGCUGACCCCCAAGAUGUUGGCAUGUUGCUUCCAAAACUUUCUAAUCUCAUUUACCACAAGAAGAUUCCUUUUUAUAACCACUUGGACUUUAUCUGGGCGAUGGAUGCCCCUCAAGAAGUUUACAAUGAAAUUGUUUCUAUGAUGGCAGAAGAUAAUAAGUAGUUCUGGAUUUAAAGAAUUAUCCAUUUUAAAAAAUACUUUCUUCUCUCAUACAUAGUUUUCUAUAAUGUUUGAAAUACUGUGCUUCUUUCUGUAACUUUGAAUUUAGAAAUAUAUUGGCAUCAAAAA
Molecule: messenger RNA, 1431 nt
Organism: Carlito syrichta (Philippine tarsier)
Lineage: Eukaryota; Metazoa; Chordata; Mammalia; Primates; Tarsiidae
Gene: LIPF
Product: lipase F, gastric type
Exons: 10
Coding region: 109-1305 (398 amino acids)
Cellular component (GO): intracellular membrane-bounded organelle
Molecular function (GO): hydrolase activity, acting on ester bonds
Source: RefSeq, a predicted model, not a curated record